AUUCCCAGGAGAGCCGCUCUCUGAGGAGGAAGCAGCUCCCUGGCUCUGUCUGCGCCUGACGCUGACAGCGAUAGCAGCCGACAGCGACAGACAGCGACAGCGACAAGGACAAAGCCAACUCCAACUCCCGGUCCCACAGCUCCUUGCCCAGCUGGCUGGAAGCCACCAGCGAGCCGUGGUCAGGGGCAGUGGGCAGCUCAGUCCUGUCGCUGUCACAGAGUGAGGAGGAGGAGAGGAUCUUUGCCAAAAUGGACCGAGAGAUUUCCUGGAGGGAAGAUGUGGAAGAGACCCACCAGAGAGAAGUUCCAGGAGCCCAAGAAAUGUCCGGGCAGGGAACGAGGAGCAGCCAAGAGCUGUACCAAGGCCAGAGUCCCACGGAGGCCGAGCCGGCAGCUGCUGCCCCGGCUGGAGCUGCUGAGGAGGAGGAGGAGCCAGGGUGGGCAGUGUUGGCGCUGGCAGGGCCAGUGCAGUCACAGCACUGGAGCCUGGAGGCCUUGGCUCCGGACAGUGACUGGGAUUCUGAUAGUGAGGAGGAGAGCCCGGUGCCUGCCCCACACAGCACCCCCAGCCCCUCAUCUGCCCCGCUGGGAGCCCAGGCCCCCUGGGAGGAGCCGGAGUGGGCAGUGUUGGCGCUGGCAGGGCCAGUGCUGUCACAGCACUGGAGCCUGGAGGCCUUGGCUCCGGACAGCGACUGGUCAUCCGACAGUGAGGAAGAGGAAGGAGAAGUGGAGCCAGAGCUGUCCCAGGGGACAGUCUCGCUCAUCCAAGAGCUGUCCCAGGAGGAGGACGAUGUGAGCUCCAGCUCUGGGGAGAAGCCUGUGGGCCCAGUGAAGGAGGGGGACACCCAGCCUUCUCCCCCAGAGGGGCCCAGCUCUGCCAGCCCCGUGGGCACAGAGGUGGCAGCAGAGGCAGCCCCUGCCCUGCCCAGCGCCUCUCCUCUCCCCGGCAGUCCCACGGAGGCCGAGCCGGCAGCUGCUGCCCCGUCCGGAGCUGCUGAGGAGGCAGCAGCGGGGUCAGGGCUGGCAGUGCAGGAGAGGACAGAUGACGACGACGAUGAUGAAAUGAAAUUCUGGCAAUACUUGGAUGACCUGGCGCCUUUCCUGGUUGGAGACCCAGAGCUGUCUCAGGAAGCCUCCUACUAUGAACAAUACAGAGAGGAAGAUCUGCCCCAUGGUGUAGUCAUGAGUUAUCACCAACUCUUUGACUGGGAAAAAUAUUUGGAGCAAGACCUGUCCCAGGGAGAAGUCAGCAGCUCCCAAGGCCCCUCGGACUGGGAAGAAUACCCUGAGCAAGUGCUGUGCGGAGGAGAUGUCAUCAGCUGCGAAGAGCUUUCGGACUGGGAAGAACACCUUGGCCAGAAGGUGUCCAGAGGGAAUGGCAGCAGACCCUCAGGACUCUCCAGCUGGGGCGACGACAGCGACACGGGGCUCGUGCAGGAGAACUGGCCCGAGCAUGUCAUCUUGGCCAAGCCCCUGUGCCCCGAGGACGAUGAGUGGGACGAUGUGAGCCUCCUGGAGCUGCCCCCAGAAGACAAGAAAGACCAGAAAAGGAAAGUUUUAGUGGCAGAGGGGCUCCCAGUGCCCGUCCCUCGGGAGGCCUGGGCUGAGUGCCCGGCACAGGAGCCGUGCAGCCAAGGGCCGGCGCCUGCCCCGCACAGCCCCCCCAGCCCCUGGCCUGCCCGGCUGGGAGCCCAGGCCCUCCGCGGGCAGCCGGCUGCCCCCAGGAAACGUCCCUCCCGCUUCAGGCGGGCGCUGCGGGCGCUGCGGGGGCUGUUCCGCUGUCCCUGCCUCAGGCCACGGACGGAGGAGUAAAACGGGCACGGAAAAGGGUGAAGAGCAUGAAGAGAAGGAAGGUGAAGAACAGGAAGAUGAAGAUGAACGCUCCUGCCAGUCCCGCUCCUCUGUGUCGGAGCAGCAGCUCUUCGGCUCGGCUCGAGGGGCUCAGAGAUUGCUGCUGCAGCUCCUCCAAGCCAGGGAAGAGAAAAGCCUUUGGAUGGGCCAGACAAGCCAAGCAAGCCAAGCAAAACCCAGCCAGGCAGAGCCAUGAAGACCUGGGCAGUGAGGCUUGGAAAAUGCCCACCCAAAGAGCCCAAAGCUCCCCCAUCCCUGCCCCGCACACACCCGGCCCCGGGCUGGAAGGUGCAGCAGCCAUUUCUUGGGCACAAAGCAGAGGCUCCUGGAACAGACUCUCAGCACAAACCCCUCCGGGACAACGGCACUGAAGACAAAGACAAGGAUGAAGACAAUGACCCUGAAAAAAAAUGAAGAAGAUGAAGACGACCUAUCAGAUGAAGAAGACGAAGACCGUGAAGAAGAUGAAGACAAAUAGGAUGGAGAAGAUAGCAAAGAGGAAGAAGACAAAGAUGAAGACUAAAAAGACAAGACAGAGAACGUUUAUUGAAGAAUAGAUAGAAGAAGUAUAGGAAUAAGAAUUUAGAGAUACUUAGAAGAAGAGUACUACGAAUAGGAAUAAGAAUUUCAAAAUAUGUAGAAGAAGAAUAGGAAUAGGAAUAAGGAUUUUAAAAUAUGUAGAAGAAG
Molecule: messenger RNA, 2537 nt
Organism: Taeniopygia guttata (zebra finch)
Lineage: Eukaryota; Metazoa; Chordata; Aves; Passeriformes; Estrildidae
Source: RefSeq, a predicted model, not a curated record